Messenger RNA from Trametes versicolor FP-101664 SS1, 438 nucleotides. RefSeq lists its product as uncharacterized. The coding region runs from base 1 to 438 and encodes 145 amino acids. The record is from RefSeq and is a predicted model, not a curated record. Lineage: Eukaryota; Fungi; Basidiomycota; Agaricomycetes; Polyporales; Polyporaceae. The transcript has 6 exons.
AUGGCCGGACGUACUACCCGCACCCGUGUCGCCGCUGGAAAGGCCCCGAAGGCUGUUGCCAAGAAGGCUGCUGCUCCGGCUCAGGCUAAAGGUGCCAAGGCUGCAGCAGUGCGCAAGACCACAGCUCCUGCCCGCAAGGCCCCGGCAGCAUCUGCCACUAAAGGGAAGGCCGUCCGUGGCAAGGCAGUGCGGGCCAUUGACAGCGACGCGGAGGAAGGCUCCGAUGAGUCCGACAUCCAGACAGAGUCUGACCUUGGCAUGGAGGAGGCUGCUGCUGACAAUACCUCUGACAACGAAAGUGUCUCUGCAGACGUCAUGAUGAUCAGCGAUGACGAGGAAGACAGCCGCCAGGAGGUCGAGCUGACCCCAAAGAUUGGACGCAGCCGUGCUGCCAACUCUAGCCCGCCAUCUACCCCGAAGACUCCGUCGCCUGUGUGA